GAAGUAAACAAAUAAUCGCCAUCCGGUUUAUGUUGCAGACUGUCAUACGAGUUGUUCUUGAACUUUAGCAGCCCGUGUGUUUUGUUUCGUUAUUCUGGAGUUGAAGUCGGAUCGAUAGGUGUCAUGAGCACGGUUAUUCCUCGGAUAGAGCAGCUCUCUGCCAGAGUUAUUCGGGUUUUAGGAUGCAACCCGGGACCGAUGACUCUGCAGGGCACCAACACUUACCUGGUCGGCACCGGGGCAAGACGGGUGCUGAUAGACACCGGUGAACCUGCCGUGCCUGAAUACAUCAGCAGCCUGAAGCACGUCCUGGAGCAGUUCAACACCAGCAUCCAGGAGAUCAUCGUCACACACUGGCACGGCGACCACAGCGGCGGAGUGGAAGAUAUCUGCAGGGACAUAACAGGCUCUGAGGUCCGGGUCAGCAAACUGCCUCGCUCCAGCCAAGUUGAAGAGACCGCUGGGAAAAAGAGCUAUACUUACCUAAAAGAUGGAGAUGUUGUCCAAACAGAGGGAGCCACCCUGAAGGUGCUUUUCACACCGGGCCACACCGACGACCACAUGGCGUUGCUGCUGGAGGAGGAGCGGGCGGUCUUCUCCGGGGACUGCAUCCUGGGCGAGGGCACCGCCGUGUUUGAGGACUUAUACGACUACAUGAAAUCUCUGAAGAUCCUGCUGGACUCGCAGGCCGGUCUCAUCUACCCCGGUCACGGGCCUGUGGUGCAGGACGCUGAGGCAAAGAUCAAACACUACAUCAGCCACCGCGACCAAAGAGAGCAACAGAUCCUGGCAGCCAUUCAGGAUGGAGCAGGAAAGGCUUUCUCCUCCAUGGAGCUGGUGAAGAUCGUCUAUAAGGACACUCCUGAAUACCUGCACGCAGCAGCUAAUGUGAAUCUGGUUCAUCACCUAAAGAAGCUGGAGAAAGAAGGCAAGAUCAGCCUGGUGAACAAAUCCUCACAGAACGGCGAAUGGAAGAGUAAUCUGUGAUUCCAGGUGACUGUUUGGAAACAGUGGAAAGAAAUCAAUGUGAAGAUAAUCCACCUCAUCUACUUGGAUGUUUUCUGACUCGAAAAGCAGCCGGACUGAGUUGCAGCUGUGUGUGUGUCACACUUUAACAAGGCUGAACCACACACCCAAACCUAACUGUGGAUUUGAUUUAGUAAAACAUAUCUCUAUAUUCCUUCAGGAGUUUGCUUCACCAACAGGUCUUUGUCACUCUUAUGAUUCUGUUUGACAGAUUGCGAGACACUGGCAACUGAUGUAAAAUGUUCUUCAAACUUCAAAUCCUCGUGUGUGUUAGUUUUAUAUGUCAGAGGAGGCUUCACAUGCAAGGACGGGUUUCAUAUUAGUAGCAUUUUCUACUUUUCUAUCAAUUAUAUUUAUAAUUUGGGAUUUUCUUUUACGUUGCGAAUGAAAGAGACGCCUCUUCAAAGUCGGUGGGUGGAUAUAUUAAAGAAGUAAACUGAACCAAGUGUCUUCUUAAACUGUUGAUUCAACUGUGGCCAACGUUUCUCUUCUGCUGCACAAACUUUGACUUGUGCGUUUCUGUCUUUUCAAUCUCAAUAAUGUUGCACACAUUUUAGUUGGGCACUAGGUGGCAGUAUCUGUCAGUAUCUUGCAUGGUUGUAAAAUCAGCAUUAGAAAGACACAGUUUUUCAGAAAAUUGUCAAAUAUGAUAAAUGUAAAUGUUUGUUGAAAGUGGUUGUUUGAUAAAAGUAAUUAACAAGAUGUUACUGUCAGAUGCUGCUGUCAGUAAUAAAUAAUGUCUAUCUGUGAAGAUUAUUGAUGUUUGAACAGUGAAAUAUGAUCUCAAGUAAAUAAAGUUUGCCGGACAUGUGCCAAA
Molecule: messenger RNA, 1843 nt
Organism: Mugil cephalus (flathead mullet)
Lineage: Eukaryota; Metazoa; Chordata; Actinopteri; Mugiliformes; Mugilidae
Gene: lactb2
Product: lactamase, beta 2
Exons: 7
Coding region: 124-987 (287 amino acids)
Cellular component (GO): mitochondrial matrix
Molecular function (GO): RNA endonuclease activity; single-stranded RNA binding
Source: RefSeq, a predicted model, not a curated record